Molecule: messenger RNA, 782 nt
Organism: Solanum lycopersicum (tomato)
Lineage: Eukaryota; Viridiplantae; Streptophyta; Magnoliopsida; Solanales; Solanaceae
Product: putative calcium-binding protein CML19
Molecular function (GO): calcium ion binding
Source: RefSeq, a predicted model, not a curated record
GAUUCAGCCGCGCUCAAUUAUAUAUAACGUCCUUACCAACCUUUCUAUUUGCACCAAAACAUCAUAUUUCUUCAUGGCGGAAUACAAACAGCACCAACGCCUAUUUGACCGUUUUGAUGAGAACAGAGACGGGAAAAUAUCUGCCGAGGAGCUUCAACAGUGUGUGCAUUUGAUUGGCAAAGACAUGUCAUAUGAGGAAGCAAAGGCUGCUGUUGAGCAUAAUGAUUCAGACAAUGAUGGCUUGUUGGAUUUUGAAGAUUUUGUGAGAUUAAUUGAAGGUGGAAGUGAAGAAGAGAAGGCGCACGAGUUGAAGGAGGCGUUCAAGAUGUAUGAAAUGGAAGGGUGUGGAUGCAUAACGCCUGAGAGUUUGAAUAGAAUGCUUUCUAGAUUGGGAGAAUCAACAACAAUUGAUGAAUGCAGAGGAAUGAUUUGCCGCUAUGAUAUUGAUGGCGAUGGUCUCCUUAAUUUUCAUGAGUUUGAGAUCAUGAUGCGUUGCUAGUACUCGUCACUCAACUAAUACUUAUUACUAUCUCUAUCUCAUAAAGUGAUCACUCUUCAGUUAAGACACCUAGUUGCUACUUUGUCUCAUUGUUUUGUUUCUGCUUUAUUUGAUUCUUUCAGUCUUUAAUUGGUUGAUCACUCAUUCUUUCUGUAUAUUCUCUAAAACCAGGUUACAUAUGUUUAUUUGUAAUUUCUCCAUUAGUACCCAUAUUUUGUGCUUUACAUGUUUGUAACACUACUACUAUGAUUAAUGAUCUGUAAUAUAUGUUUCAUUUUACCUU